This is a messenger RNA of Knipowitschia caucasica, 306 nucleotides long. NCBI's taxonomy places the organism in Eukaryota, Metazoa, Chordata, Actinopteri, Gobiiformes, Gobiidae. The record is from the annotation of a GenBank genome assembly.
AUGACUGCCACAGAUGCUAAAGUUGCUAACGCGGCUACAGGCGGCUCUCACCGGGACAUCGCGGCUCCUGCAGGCGGCCUCAGGCUGCAGCAGACCCCGGGGCUUCACACGCUGUUCACGGCCACAACAGACACUACACACCCCGCUCCAGUGCAGUGUGAGGCCCGCAGUGUGGAGCAGGAGAGGCGCACAUGGGCCCGGGACAGCCGCUCUGAGGCGGAUAUAAAAAGCAGCGUGACCCCCCAGGACCCUCUGGACCCUCUAAAGUUCACUCUGACCAACUGUGGACCAGGAAGAGAGAAAUAA